AUGACCGUUGAUCAAGAAUAUAGAUUGGAAACUGAGGUGGUUCGGAUUGAUCAUAACGAUCAAUACCACUCAUCUGCACCCCCUCUUUACCAAAGUGCCACAUUUAGAGCUUCAGAUGCUUCGCACGAAGGAAAAUUCGCAUAUACUAGAGAAGGAAACCCAACCAGAACAACACUUCAGAACCAUGUUGCAAAACUAAUCGGCUGCAAAUAUGUUCUUGCUGUCAACUCGGGUAUGGCCUGCUUGGAUAUUAUCAUUCAUCUAUUGGAGCCAGGAGACGAAUUGAUAUGCGGCCAGGUGCUUUACAGUGGUAGUGACCGAUUGAUGAAAUACGCCCAAAAAAGUAGUGGAAUUUCUUUGCACCAUGAGAAUUUGGCUGAUUUUGAGGCCGUUAAAGCCAAAAUAACGAAGAAGACAAAGAUGAUCGUCAUUGAAACUCCAACAAACCCUUUGAUGCAAGUAGUUGAUGUUAAAAAGAUAGCCCUUUAUGCACAUGAAGCAAAUCCUGAGUGUAUCGUGGUUUGUGACAACACAAUGAAUAGUGCCUUACUCAUGAAACCUUUGGAGUUAGGUGCCGAUAUUCACUAUGAAUCUGGAACCAAAUAUUUAAAUGGUCAUCAUGAUCUCAUGGCUGGUGUUAUUGCAACAAAUAGGAAAGAGUUUGCCGAUGAGAUGCAUUAUGUCAUUGAAUCCAUCGGCUCUGGACUUGCUCCAUUUGAUUCAUGGCUUCUAAUGAGGGGGAUGAAAACAAUGGUCCUUAGAAUGGAACGUGUCUGUCAAAAUGCUUUGCAACUUGCUCAGUGGCUGGAGUCUCAAGGCCUCAAAGUUAGGUUUCCAGCAUUAAAAUCACAUCCACAGUAUCAACUCCAAAAAAUGCAAACAAAGGGUACGGGAGCCUUGUUUUCAUUUGAAACCGGGAAUGUUGCAUUCAGUGAAGCUAUUGUUGCAAAUGUCAAAAUCUACUCUGUGACAAUAUCGUUUGGUUGUAUCAAUAGUUUGAUCUCAAUGCCUUUUAAGGACGAAACAAAUCCUGAGCAUCCUGCUGACCUCAUUAGAGUUUGCGUGGGUAUCGAAAACAUCCAAGACUUAAUUGAUGAUAUGGGCCAGGCAAUCAAGAAAGCUAAAAAAAAUAUUUAA
Molecule: messenger RNA, 1137 nt
Organism: Brettanomyces nanus
Lineage: Eukaryota; Fungi; Ascomycota; Pichiomycetes; Pichiales; Pichiaceae
Exons: 1
Coding region: 1-1137 (378 amino acids)
Biological process (GO): transsulfuration
Cellular component (GO): cytoplasm
Molecular function (GO): carbon-sulfur lyase activity; pyridoxal phosphate binding
Source: RefSeq, a predicted model, not a curated record